CAGGUGAAGCAAUUCGAAACCCGCAAGUAGACAGGUUGUUUCGUGUCGUUCCUUAAGCUUACCUUUGAUUUUUAAGAUUAUUUUCAAUCCUGUCCACACCGGUUUUAGGUAAAAUGCUCGACGUUUUUUUCUAUUUAUACCUAACCGGCUUCGGUAACCUGUGCUGUCGCUUACCUGUUUAGCGAAGUGAAAGUAAAUUUUGGCCUCGAGUUAAACUGCGAACUUCAAUUUGACGGUGGUCCAGAAAUGAAUCUUCGGUGUUUCAUCGCCUGCUUCUCUCUUACUUGCUGUCUGGUUUCUGGACAAAAUGCAAAAUAUGUACUGGUUGGGGAGAAAGUCGACUUCCCAGGCUUCAGCGACAAUAAAGAAUCCCCUGCCGACAUUCUGUGGAAGCAUAUAGAAGGACACAACGUACACAAAGUGGUGCAUUUUGAUAGCAGACAAGAACAAUUCUUUGGGUCAUAUGAAGGUCGGGCCACUCUUGGCUGGCGUUUUGCAGAUCUGUCCAUUAGCAACCUGAGAUAUGAAGACAGUGGAUCAUAUGACGUGGAAUUAUUAAUUAACAACCAACACCUGACCAAAAGAUAUGAACUGAUAGUCAUUGACAAAGUCACCAAGCCUACCAUAUCCUGUGAAAUAAGCAAUGCAAGCACUUCUGAGUCACCAGGGAAGGCAACUCUGCUCUGCUCUUUACCAUCCCAUUCUGAUCAGUCCUCACUGAGGUUUCAGUGGAGCACAAAUGCAAAGAUUCAUCUCGGACACAUGCUGAAAAUUUCCCUUGGAGGUGAAUUUGAUGAUCGUCAGUACAACUGUACUGUAAACAACCCACUCACUCAAGAUUCAGCAGUGUUCUUUGCUAAGGACUGCUAUCCUGAGACAAAGGCUCAAGCCGGACUGAUUGCUGGUGUUGUUGUUGCUGUUGUUGUUGCUGUUCUACUGCUGAUUCUACUGCUGGUGGUCUUCUUUUGUCUUAAAAAAGUACGCUCAAAUCGUGAGAAGUCUGAUUUGGAAACUCUGUCAAAUUCUGGAUUUCCAAAAGCAACAUCUGGAAGUGAAGAAAGCCAGGGUCUUCUGGACAGAGCACCUACAUUACCCUCUAAACAUGCUCUUGGACACCUAAACCAAAGAAAUGACACCCCGUUGGAUCCUUCCCAAAAGGAUUCAGAGAAGAACAAAGUCCAAGACAGCAAAAUUCUUUUCUCUCCGUCGAUUAAACAACUUCGCACCUUAUUUGAGAAGGAGAAUGGAAAAGCUAAUGAAGCUGAGCCCAGAGAGGUUGUGGAGGAAGAAGUCUUGGAGAACAACCCUUCAGAUUCUGAGGCUAUGAAUCCUGAGCUAAUAGCUUUGCCAUCUGAAAGUAAUUCAGAGAAGAACAAAGUCCAAGACAGCGAAAUUCCUUUCUCUUCGCCGGUUAAACAACUUUGCAUGUCAUUUGAGACGGAGAAUGGAAAAGCUAAUGAAGCUGAGGUUGUGGAGGAAGAAGUCUUGGAGAACAACCCUUCAGAUUCUGAGACUAUGGAUCCUGAGCUAAUAGCUUUGUCAUCUGAAAGUAGUCCAGAGAAAAAUAACGAUGAGGACAAUAAAGCUUUAGAUCGUCCUCCGGUGCCUCCAAAAUCCAAACUUGUUCGGAAUCUCUCUGCAUUACAAAAAGUGACUAAAAAUACAAAUCCGAAAGUUAUCAAGAAGCAAAGUUUAGAUGACCCUGCUGAUUCUGGAAAUCCAAAUGAGGUGUCAAAUGAUCAGAGUUUAAGUGAAAAACCUGAAGACAGUGGAAAUUCAUCUCUUCCUGAGGCAUCACCCCGUCUUGGUCAUCCUUGUACGGAUGACAAAAAACUAGGGGAUGAAGAUAAAUUUCCAGACAUUUUGGAUAAAGAGGAUAUUCCUAUAGAUGCUGAAGAGACUAAGGAUGCUUUACCUGGCUCAGAGAAAAAUAAGGAUGAGGAUAACAGAGCUUCACAUCCUCCUUCAGUGUCUCAGAAAUCCAACCUUGUUCGGAAUUUCUCUGCACUAAAAAAAGCGACUGGAAAUACAGACCCAGAAGAUAAGAGACCAGUUUCAAAUGAUCCUUCAGAUUCUGGGAAUCCAAAUGAAGUGCCAGAAAAUCAGAAUUCAGGAAGUAAGAAAGAGGAGAAUGAGUUUGGAAAAUCAACCCCUGAAAAUGAUGUUCAGCCACCGCCUGUUGCCAAGGAGAAUUCUCCUUUGAGCCAAAACUCUCCAGAGAGUUCACCAAAGGCUGUACAUAAACAAGACAUCGACUCAGAUAAGUGUGCAAAGACAAGUAAUGGAGAAUCUUCUUCAUCAUCCAUAGAAGAAUCAGAAAACAGGGAGCAUGUUCUGCCCGCUUCCACUCCCAAAAAGACUGAUUCAGAAACAACAGUGGAGGAGCAACAGCCUGCUCUCUCUGAAACAGAAUCUGAAAUGGAGACCCUGCAAAAUAAGUGACCAACACCACCCAAACUAAGACAGCAAAUAUCCGUUUCCCGAUUCUCACAGAACAGAUUCAAGACCAAGAAAUAGACACUAAGCAGCAAUGCAAAGAGUUUUGAGAGUAACCUGAUCGAGAAAAUACAGUCUCAGAGGAAGAAGAAAAGAACAAGAUCAGACAUAGCACUACAAUCUGCUGAAGACAAAGAUUAACCUACGCAGACGAAAAUAUAAAGUAAGAGCUGCAGAGAGAAUAAAGAUGGGCAAAUUGUUGGAGCUCUCAGGCAACAUGACAAAUGGGCACAAUUCCAAGAGAAACCAACAAAUAAAGAAGACAGAUAGAAAGGAACAAAGACCAAAAUAAAAAGUAACAAGGAGUUUUAUUCUGAGAUAGUCAAGUUGAGAUAUUCUACAGUAAGCUGAAGAAAAAUGGGUGCUCCAUCUUUUUCUAAACAUGGACUUGCAAGUAUCAACCACAAGCUACACAGUAUGUGUUGAGGAAUUUUUAGUGAUGGAUCAAGACAAAGUGCAUAUUUUCUUCAUCAGAAGGAAAACAAUACAGUCAUUUUUUUUCGAGAAUGAAAAAUUUAAUGUGCAGUGUGUAUAUAACUUCAUCUCCCUGAUGAUAUAGUUUUAUAGAAUCAUCUUUUGCUUUGUAUAGCAAUACACUAAAAUGUUUCUCAUUCUGUUUUUCAAAAGCUCAAAGUCUGUCAGUUUCAAUGGAGAGCAUUUAUGAAGAUACAUAUUUAAGUCUUCUUAAUAACAUUUAGGCUGAUUCCACUGUAACACAUGAAUAUUUUAUCUAAACCAUUUUUAAUGCAUCUGUGGCUGCAUUAAUGUCCAGCCCUUUACAUCCUUUACCAGGUUUAUUUUCACUUAUUUUCCCAAUAACUUGAGCAGCAUCUUGUCUUGUAAAAAGUUUCCACAAAAGCUUGUUCAGGGGGUAGUAUUUUU
This is a messenger RNA of Xiphophorus maculatus (southern platyfish), 3378 nucleotides long. RefSeq lists its product as uncharacterized. The transcript is spliced from 12 exons. The coding region runs from base 247 to 2442 and encodes 731 amino acids. Lineage: Eukaryota; Metazoa; Chordata; Actinopteri; Cyprinodontiformes; Poeciliidae. The record is from RefSeq and is a predicted model, not a curated record.